Anopheles coluzzii is the source of this 4668-nucleotide messenger RNA. Its product is annotated as streptococcal hemagglutinin-like. Gene Ontology annotation, molecular function: protein binding. Bases 821 to 4333 code for a protein of 1170 amino acids. The transcript has 7 exons. The record is from RefSeq and is a predicted model, not a curated record. Lineage: Eukaryota; Metazoa; Arthropoda; Insecta; Diptera; Culicidae.
CAGCGGCCGCCGCGUUCGAACGAACGAACGAGCGCAACCAUUCCGUUUCCAACCUCUCGUCCGGGAAGUUGUGUGCUGUGUGUGCUGCGUUGCUCCGGAGCCUCUGGAGAUCGGUUCCCGUCGAAACGGUUUCGUACCGGCACGGCUUCCGAUAGACAGAGAAAGUGCAAUCAUCAUCUUCAACAUCCUCAACUUGAUCUUUGUGAAUGUUAAACGAUCGAAAACGGAGUGAAAAGUGAUUUUGCCAAUUUUGUGUGCUUGUCUAUGUGUGUGUGUGUUUGUGUUUGUAAAACAGUGAAUAUUCGAGGUCGUCUUCCAUUACACAAAAAAAAAGAAUAAUUACCCACCCCAAGUUACGUCGGAAGUGAGUUUGUGAGAAGAUUUUGCCAAGAUUUUUCCCCUAGCUGCAGCAAAAAAAAAAGAAGAAAAAAGUGAAACGCAUUUUUUCGCGUCCGGUGUGUCAUUGCACAGCAACAAAAAGUUCUUUCCCUUCUGCGACCUCUCGAGCUCGCUCUCUCUCUCUCUCUCUCUCUCUCUCUCUCUCUCUCUCUGGAGAUGAUUAAUUGAGCUGAGUGUUUUUUGGAGGAAACGUGUAAAAAAGGACACUGCAGUGAUUGCAUCACCGAAAGAGGGUCGUGUGACACCCAGCCGGAGCAGUCCGUGGUGAAGGCAAACAGCACCGCGCAGCGCAUGUAUGGAGCGACGCUUUUCGUGCGGAUCCGGAUAGUAUGAAUAGUUUAUCGACCGGCCGCCGUCGCAACGCAAACGACAAACACUUAACCCCCCCCGGACCCGAUGCGAUAAUUGGCCCGGCACCACGAUGAGAUGGUUUAAACGAUCGACCGAGUCGCCGAAACUGCUCAGCCUGUCCCCGCUGCGACACUCCGAGUCCGGGAAUGUGUACGGCGGUAAUGAACCACCGUACGCCGGGCUGGCUGCACACGAUCACGCCCGGACAACGAUCCGGCGGCGCAGUGCGGGCGAUGGCGGUGGACUGUUUGGGAUGAAUCCGGCCGGUGGUGGUGAUGGUGAAGGACACGAGGAGCCACUGUCAGUGCCGGCGGGCCUGUCCAACUCUCCGUCCAGCUCGUCCACUACGUCCGGUUCGUCCAGUUCGAGCGUAUCCUCACCGUCGUCCACCUCCAACUCGUCCAGCUCGUGCACCACGAGCAGUUCGCCGUUUUCCUACACCAGUGACAGCAAGGGCAGCAGCGUCAGCAGUACCGGUACGCACAAGAUCCUACAGUCCGGAACCGCCACCAUACCCAGGAAGUCCCGUAUAGAUCUAUCACCCGUCAACUGGACCAAGCGCACCGGAUCGUCCGGCAUCAACUGCUACAGCAUCGAGGAAGGGCGGGUUAUCGAGCGACCGAAAGGUCGUUACGUUUCACCGGUACGCAUCAAAAACAAGCAGCAAGCGAUCGCGAACGCAGCAACAACUGGCAGCAGUACAGUGCAAGCUACCACCAGCUCCACCACUGCCGCUGGCAAUUCACUAUCGUCUGCCACCACGACCACAACCACACCCGUGACGCGACGCAUACUGCAACGGGCCGAUAAGGGUGCGGAUGUGUCCGUCAACGGCGGUAUCGCAUCGUCCGGCGGUGGUUCGUCGCUGUACAAGCAGCUAAGCCGCUCGAUUGGCAAUAUUGUCGAUACGAUCGAGAGUCGCAGCCCGUCCCUUAGCCAGCGGUCGAUACCGUACCGGGAGAAGAAGAAUCCGCUCGGCAGCACGCGGCUGUCCUGCUAUCAACCGAUCAGUCUUGAAACGCGAUCGACCGGGGAGAAAGAGGAAGACGAGGACCCGGAGCAACCACCGCCCAAUCGAAGGAAGUAUGGUGGUGCCACGGCGGUCGACAGUGCAACACUGCGAGUGCAAAAAGUGCGCCAUCCGCUCUACAAAUCGGUGGACGAUCUGAUCUUUCUCGGCUCGACCGGUGACGUUAUUGUGCCCGCGAGCAAACCGGCCGAACCGUCGCCGGCAGCAAGUCCACGGCAGCAAAGCACGCUGCAUCGGCUAGCGGCGUCUGAUACGAGGCGCAACCAACAUCAGCUGCAGCGCGCUAUCACGGUGGAUGUGGAGAGCGAACGAAACAGUGGGCCAACCGCAACCGCAACCACCGAUCGGCGCUUAUCAUUCCCGCAAGGCACGGAACGGGGAACGGUGGUGGACCGUGACGCACUGCCCCCAGCGGCCAGCACAGCUAGCGAAGUACCAAAGAACGAAGGCGACGCCACGAUGAUGGAUCCGGGCGAUCACGACGAGACGUACGGGUUCGCCCAGAUGCGCACCACGCUUGGGCCGAUUGAGACGGCCUACCGGUUGCGGCUGGAAGCGUUCAAGCACGAGCCGGGGAAUGGGGUUGAUGUGGCGCCGGCACCAUCAUCCGCCGGCUCGUCCACGUUCAAGACGCCAAAGAGGAAGGACAACUUUACCAACAAAAUCCGGGCGAUGUCCGAUCGCACCCAGAAGCUGUUCUCGCGCAUCUACUCCACAAAUAGUGGUGCUGGUGGUACUACGAGCGGACAGAAGGGAUACCAUCUGUCGACUAGCAAGUCGCUGAAGAAGUCGACCGGGAAGUUGUCGGAGGCGAGCAGGAGGAGUGUGAGCUAUGGUGCGUUGCCCGGGUUGGCGGACUUCCAGCAGGGUGUGGCCAAAGAGCGAGACGAUACGUACGAAGAUGUUGGGAAGGAGCCGGAUGCUGUUCCUCAGGACAAACCACAACAGCACCAGAUGGAUGAUCUCGAUGCGGAUCUUCUUGUGGGUGGUGGAACGGUGAUUGCGAUCAGUGGAAGUACCGGACACACGGACGCGGAGGAUGGAGAUUCAGGCAUUCUGGUGAACGAAUCUGGCGCCUCGUCCAUACUCGAAACGGACGACGUGUUCCAUGAACAACAGUUGAUUGGUGGACCAAGAAUUCCGAGCAUACCUACUAAGGUACAUCAUCAUGGCGGAGUGGCGGAGGCGACAGAGUUUAAGCUGGUCACGAUCAGGUUGGACGAACCCCUGGGUGAGCUGAUGGAUGUGCCGGGUGGUGAGGAUGGUAGUGGACUCGGUAUCAUUAUCGCACCGAUUGCGACCACCGAGGGUGAGGUCAGCAAUCGGUACAAGGUGGCCCACGUACUGCCCGGAGGACUUGUUUGCAGGGAAGGUUCGAUAAAGCCGAACGAUGAAAUUGUCAACAUCCUCGGGAAGCGACUGCGCGGUCUGUCGAUGCGUCAGGUGCAGGAGUUGCUCAACAGUUGCGCCCGCCGUGGUACUGGCCGCACCAGCAUCGAUCUUGUCAUUUGUCGCAGCAGGGCAAACGGCACCGAUCAUCACCAAGACGACGACGAUCAUCAUCAACAGCAGCAGCAGCAAAGGCUACCGUCGGUAAAUCGACGGCUGUUCCGCAAUAGCCGCAAGAUAUCGCUCGACUCGUACCUGGAAGACGAACGACCGGAUCACAGUGGAAGCGAGACGGGAUCCGAGCAGGAUACGACCAACUACACGUCGAUUGCUAUCAAAAUCGAUGGUAACAAGUACAACACGCUCGGAACGCCCCGACGAUCGAAGCAACCACUCUCGAUGGUUUACAAACAGCAGCAGCAGCAACAGCAGCAACACCAACAACAGUCACCACAAUCUCAGCCUCCUUCGAUUGGCAGCAUCGUUGCCUGCGACGGUAUCCCCAGCACGGAGGUGGACUCUCAGCCACCCUCCCUCGACUGCGCCAAGCGUCGUUCGUUCACCAAAAAUGUCACCCCAACGCAACCCUCCAACACGUCCUCGAAAGUCGUGCGCCGCUCGCUGGUCGGCAAACAGUCCAACAGUCCCGCCCAAGCCUCACCCCAGCCGGUGACGACCGCCCGCAGCACCAUGAACCUGUGCGACGACGAAAAGCUGGAACUGCACGCCUCCACCUCGGACGAUGCAGAAACGAGCAGUGGGACGAGUUCGCUCGAGCUGGACAAAUCGACCGCAAGCAACUUCUGCACACUGCCCCGCAGGCCCAAAUCGUCCGCCCUUUGCUCGUUCCACACGGUAGCGUUCGAGAAGGGACCGGGCAAGAAGUCGCUCGGCUUUACGAUCGUCGGCGGACGGGAUAGUCCCCGCGGUGCGCUCGGGAUCUUCAUCAAGAGCAUCCUGCCGACGGGCCAGGCGGCGGAAGAUGGACGGUUGCGGGCGGGCGAUGAGGUGCUGGCCGUCAAUGGGCAGGUGUGUCACGAUCUUACCCAUCUCGAGGCGGUGAAGCUGUUCAAGAGCAUCAAGACGGGCGAGAUCGUGCUGCAGCUCUGUCGGCGCAACAAGUCCGCCCAUCGGUCGAUGGACAUCGAUGCGAAUGCGUGUUGAGGGGGAGGAUGGUGGGGAUUUGGUUUUUUCUCGUAGCAAGACUAAUUAGCUGGUAAAGCAAGUAAGCGUGUCUGUGUGUGUGUGUAAAGGAAGGGAUGUUGAUCCUUUGUAGUAGGUUGGGUUAGGACAGAUCAGGGUUCUACUUAGUAGACAGUGGAAAUAGUUAAUAGCGCUGGGUGUAAAUAUGCGAGAGCACUGGUUCCACUCUCCAGAAUCACUUGAACCUUCAUUGGAGUGUGUUGAGUAAGUGCUGUAGUAAGUUGUGUCGUAAGUAAAGAUGUCUGUAUGUAUGUGGUAUUGCAUAUUAUUAAAAAUUAUAAACAGAAAUAUCCUAA